CAGGCGGCCUCGGGCCCCUGGCGUCGCCUCGGCAACCGGCGGAACCCGGCGCUAGGCGCGCGCUUCCGGCGCGGGAAGGCGCGUAGGGGAAGAAAGGGGACCGCCAGAGUGUGGCGAGCAUAGGGUCUCACAGCUGCCACCGCGGCGCUAUGAGGUUCCGGGCCAAGAUCGUGGAUUUGGGCUGCCUGAAUCACUUCACCCGUGAGCGGCUCGUGUCAGCAACACCAUCUCCAAGCUGGCCAAGACGUGCACUCUGCGCCUCAGCCCCGACAAGCUCUACUUCAUCCUGUCCGACAAGGUGGCCAAUGGCGGGGUCAGCAUGUGGUGCGAACUGGGCCAGGGCAACUUCUUCGACGAAUUUCAAAUGGAAGGGGUAGCAGCGGAUCACAAUGAAAUCUAUUUGGAGCUGACGCCGGAAAACUUAUCCAGAGCCUUGAAAACGGCCCAGAAUGCCAAAACAGUGAAGAUCAAACUGACCAAUAAACACUGCCCCUGUCUCACCGUGGCUGUGGAGCUGCCGUCUUUAUCAAGCAGUAGUCGCAUUGUAACACAUGACAUUCCCGUAGGGGUUAUUCCCAGAAAAUUAUGGACUGAUUUCCGAGAGCCCACUGUACCAGACUUUGAUGUUAGCAUAUAUUUACCAGUAUUGAAGACUAUGAAGAGUGUAGUGGAAAGAAUGAAAAACAUCAGCAAUCAUGUUGUUAUUGAAGCGAACCUAAAAGGAGAGAUGAACUUGAAAAUAGAAACUGAUUUAGUGUGUAUUACAACACAUUUUAAAGAUCUUGGAAAUCCUCUUUGGGCCUCUGAAGAUGCUUCUCAAGAUAGAGAUUCAGAGAACAUGGCUGAAGCACGAAUAGAUAUUAAGAAGCUUCUACAGUUUCUUGCAGGACAGCAAGUAAACCCAACAAAAGCAUUAUGUAAUAUUGUGCAUAACCGGAUUGUUCACUUUAUUUUGCUACAUGAGGAUGUUUCCCUUCAGUAUUUUAUUCCUGCCUUGUCAUAAGAAUUCAGCUGUUCGAGAGUUUUUGACAAUCCAAAGACCUUUUCUUUCAAAAUCGAAAAAAGAUGAUGGGUUGGUGUGUUGGAAGCCUUUGGGUUUAUAUGCUCACUAUGGUUUACCUCAUGUAAAAAGAACUUGUCCUUUUUUUUCUUUUGUAAUAUGUUCGUAGAAUAGGCAUUAGUGAAAUGCAAUUGGAUAAGCUAUGUCUUUGUUUUCUUGUGGUUUCUAUAUUUUACCUUUAAGAAAUUGAGAGGGAAAUUUAUAAUUUUCAUUACUGAAUUUCACUGUUUCUGAUUGCUGAUAAAUGAACACUUUAACAAACAUUACGCAUAUGUGUACAUCAGAGGUUUCUGCAUUAUCCAAGCAGGCACUUUCUGAGAUAGUCUUUCUGUAAGACAUUCAUCACUUCCUGAAGCAGGCAUCCAGAAGGAUAUACAACUGUCUUUUUGUGGGAAUUGUUGACUAGAAGGAAGAAAAAGUAUUUCUUAAGUUUUUGCUGUGUCUGGAGUAAGGAAGGUGUUGCUAGGAAUGAUACUCUGGGUUACCAUAAAUAAGUAGUAGACUAAUCAUCAAAAUACUCCUGAACCUGAGCCUGGUGGAGUUAAUUCUCCAAUCUAGGAUUUUCACUUGAGAAGGCUCCCUCUUGUGUUUGACGGCUUAAAUACGGGGAACAUUUUUACAUUAAGUUUUUAAAAAAUUUCCUAAAGUAAAUACCACAAAGGCUCCUUGAAUCUUAUAUAAGUUAUAAGGCUUCAGGAAUGAAUAUGCAGUUUGUGGCAUGAAUUUUUUUUAUUCAUUAUUUUUCUUUGGAAAUCUAUCCAAUAAUUCCAAAAUGGUACCUAAGUUUACAAAUUUAAGUUUUCUUUUUACAUACCAAAUUUACUACAGGUGCUGAUUGGUAAGCUUUCUCGUUUUUACUCGAACAUCAUUCAUUAAAUUUCGCAUUACACUUUAAUUUCAGGGACUCUACUAAAAUUGUGGAUGAUUUUAAGCAAGAAAUAGAACAUUACUCACCUAUAUUUAUCUUUCACACCAACUUGAAGAAUAAGGGGGGAAAAAGCGAUUUAACUAUCAAAUGCAAUAUGUAAAAGAUUUCAGCAGAAAAUUAAAAUAUUCCAUGCUCA
Phascolarctos cinereus (koala) is the source of this 2124-nucleotide messenger RNA. It is a transcript of the gene HUS1, whose product is annotated as HUS1 checkpoint clamp component. Gene Ontology annotation, cellular component: checkpoint clamp complex; nucleolus; site of double-strand break. Gene Ontology annotation, biological process: nucleotide-excision repair; meiotic DNA integrity checkpoint signaling; mitotic DNA replication checkpoint signaling. The record is from RefSeq and is a predicted model, not a curated record. NCBI's taxonomy places the organism in Eukaryota, Metazoa, Chordata, Mammalia, Diprotodontia, Phascolarctidae.